Molecule: messenger RNA, 1523 nt
Organism: Cajanus cajan (pigeon pea)
Lineage: Eukaryota; Viridiplantae; Streptophyta; Magnoliopsida; Fabales; Fabaceae
Product: putative inactive poly [ADP-ribose] polymerase SRO5
Molecular function (GO): NAD+ poly-ADP-ribosyltransferase activity
Source: RefSeq, a predicted model, not a curated record
UGCGGAAUUUGACCAUUUGCCUUAAUCCCCAAGGAUGCAAGUUGACGGAAUGAUUACCCAAUUUCAAGCUCUUAGGUCGGUCCUUCAUAUUUGUUCAUACCACCGCCUCUUCUUCCGUUACCUUUUAAGCUUCUCUCGUGUCUCUGUUGCUUUUUCUUCCCCCCAAAGUUUUCUGUCUUUACAAAAAAACAUGAACACCUAUCAACUCUUUUAAUUCCCUUCAUUCUUUUCCUAACAAUCCUCUUUCCCUCCGCGCUAUGGAGCAAACCAUCAACAAUUUCUUGCUCCACGACCCUUUAAUUCCCUCCGACUCCGACUCCGACUCCGCUGAGGAACUGCUUUCCGACUGCGAGAGCGGCGUUUCCGGCCACGACUCUCCGUUCGGCCACGGAUUCGAACCGCCCAGGGAAGAAGGGGACCACAUCUGGACCAAAUUCGCUCGGCCCUUGGAACAGAAUGGGCUCAAGCCCGAACUGGUGGCUAUUGGCAAGAACGCGGCUUCCUCUGUCACGGCCCAAGCCCGUCUCAAGUCCUUUCGGCUUUUCGAGCAAGCCACGGCCGAAUCACGCCAAGGCAAUGCUAACGUUAAGUUCGCUUGGUACGGUGCGUUUUGCAAGGACGAGUUAACCGACAUCGUGAAGCACGGUUUCAUGGCCCAUGCUCCCGGUAGCGCCCUGCGCCUCUCCGCACUGGAUUAUCCACUCCCAAGUGUGCAGAAUGCUGCUGUUGACAUGGAGGGUUCGCGGCACUUGAUUUUGUGUCGCGUGAUAGUGGGGAAAACAGAGGUGGUGCCGCGUGGCUCCAAUCAACGCUGUUGGAGUUCCGAGGAGUUUGAUUCUGGGGUGGAUGAUCUCGCCAAUCCCAAGGAAUAUGUGAUUUGGUGGAAUCGUGUCAACACUCAUAUUUUCCCUGAAUAUGUCAUGAGUAUCAAGCUUACUAACUUGAGAGGGUUUGGGGUACCGCGGAGACCGACUUCGCCAUGGGUGCCAUUCCCAGCUCUGAUUGCAGUGCUUUCCAGGGUUUUGCCUCAGCAUCACGUUAACGUCAUUUCCAAGUUUCACAAAGGAUAUAGAGAAAACAAGAUUUCUCGACUUGAGCUGAUACAGAAAGUGAGACAAAUAGCGGGCGACGAAAGGCUAACUUCUAUCAUCAAAGCUUUCAAAAUGAAGAAAACAGCUGCAUUUUGUAAGGAGUGGAAGAACAAACGAGGAGAAAGAGUUGCAACCCCACCACCGCCAGCAGAGUCAUCAGAGGGAACAGAAUGAUUGUUCAAUGUUCAUAUGAGUUCUAUUAGCUAUUAAACAAAGUGAAUAGAAUAGUUUAAGAAACCAAACUGACAUUGAGGAUGCAAAUGCAACCACUGCGUGAGAUGUAGGGCGUCAUUUGAGACCUUUUAAAUUGUUUUAGGAUGAUAUACUUAUAAAGGUCAUUUGUUUAGUGUAGCAGAAUAAAAACUUCCUUGGAUGAUUACAUUAUUGGUUGAAAUAAAAUAAUACUCCGGCCCUUUAUCAUAGUGGCUCCUA